AUGGUGUUAACCGAGCAAAAACCUGAAGGUUCAAAAGUUCAAAAGAAUGGAGUUGCAGGAGGAGUUGGACUCAGCGAGAUCGAGUUUAGAAACAAUACAGCCGCUAUGGACACGCCGUCUAUGUCCGUCACUAAGGCCGACGGGGACGAGGAGGAGUGUGAGGUAUCAGAAGAUGACGGUAACGAGGACAGCGAGCUCGACUACACAAGAAACUACUGGGAAGACGAGGAUGACAUCUACCAGGAGUUCGAGGAGUUGGACUUCGAGUCGCUGCCGGACCGCUCGGACACCCGCAGCAUCGCCUCGGACGAUUCCUUCUAUCCGCUCGACAGUUCGGUCACCUCGGACUUGUACCGCUCUCCGAGCCCCGACAGCCCAGAGCCGAUCUCCUUCUUCAAGGCCUGCUGCAACAACAACGCCAUCAUCGUCAAAAUCAUGAUCAGGCAAGGGGUGACCGAAGAGGAAGUGAAGGAGACGGACAGGAACAGAAGAUCGGGCCUCAUUGUGGCGUGUUACCACGGCUACGUGGACGUGGUCAUCGCCCUGUCUCAGUGCCCAUACCUGGACGUUAACUGGCAGGACAACGAGGGCAACACGGCUCUCAUCACCGCAGCACAAGCAGGUCACCUGAUGAUCUCCAACUAUCUGCUCAACUACUUCCCCGGUUUGGACAUAGAGAGGAGAAACUGUCACGGCUUCACGGCGUUGAUGAAGGCGGCCAUGCAGGGCCGGGCCGAGUGCGUCAGAGCGCUCAUGCUGGCAGGAAGCGACAUCCAGGCGCGGGACUACGGCCGCAGGAUGACGUCCAGGGAGUGGGCUCUCUUCACCGGUCGAUACGAGACGGCCAACCUCAUGCACAGGCUGAUGUCCAAGCCCUGUGCCGAGCAGUUUUGUGACACCUUCUCCCUGGAGUGGCCCAUGCUGGAGGAGCUGGUGGCAGAGGCCCAAAAACCAACCAGCUGCUGGAGGCGUCUGAUCAACUUCCUGUCCUGCUGCCCCUACAACUUCUACAUCAAAAACAAGGUCAACCCUCUGGACGACGGCGUUCUGGAGCACAUGGUUCGGAUCACCACCAGCAUCUCCAGCCCCAUCAUCGCCACGGCGUGCCGCACGGUGAGCCCCGGCAGCCCGCCCUGCAUCGGGAAGCGUCGCCACGCCGUCCAGGAGAUCUUGAGGAGGCAGCGGGUGGCUCAGCUGAAGCUCCUGGGCCCGGACAGGCUGAACAACUACAAGAGACUCUUCCAGAACUCGCGGGUUCUCCUCAUCCCAAAGACGAGGGACCGGAGGGCCAGUCUGCAGCCCCAGCUGCUCAGCGACAUGGCGGCGGCGUCCACGGUGGCGAUCCGGCGGGCCAGCCUCCUGCCGCUCAAUAUGCUGAGGAGGAGCAGCGUGCGGCCGGGGCUCGUGGUGCCAAAAGUGAGGCUCUGCAAGGCUCCCGCUCCGAGCUUCGUCCCGGAGAAACUCAAACGGAGCAGAAACCAGAACCACCUCCAGAUCCCCAAGUGGGAAUACAAGAUGAAAAAAAUCGAGAGGAAGCGUGAGGAGGAGGAGAGGAAGAGACUGCUACCUCUGCUGAAGAGGAGGUGAAGACG
Salarias fasciatus (jewelled blenny) is the source of this 1592-nucleotide messenger RNA. RefSeq names its product ankyrin repeat domain 33Bb (gene ankrd33bb). The record is from RefSeq and is a predicted model, not a curated record. Gene Ontology annotation, molecular function: protein binding. NCBI's taxonomy places the organism in Eukaryota, Metazoa, Chordata, Actinopteri, Blenniiformes, Blenniidae. Bases 1 to 1587 code for a protein of 528 amino acids. The transcript has 5 exons.